Cryptomeria japonica (Japanese cedar) is the source of this 1891-nucleotide messenger RNA. RefSeq names its product auxin-induced protein PCNT115. The coding region runs from base 65 to 1675 and encodes 536 amino acids. Lineage: Eukaryota; Viridiplantae; Streptophyta; Pinopsida; Cupressales; Cupressaceae. The transcript is spliced from 9 exons. Gene Ontology annotation, cellular component: cytoplasm. The record is from RefSeq and is a predicted model, not a curated record.
UAUGCUAAACAUUGUAACAUAACAUUUCAACUUCAUUCAUAUCUGCACAGAAGAAAAUACUGCAAUGGCGAAUGUGUGCACGAAAAAGUUGGGACAGCAGGGACUGUGUGUCUCUGAACAGGGUCUGGGAUGUAUGGGUAUGUCCUUUUUGUACGGCCCUCCCAAACCUGAGCAAGAGAUGAUUGACCUCAUUCACUAUGCUGUCAACAGAGGUGUCACUUUUCUUGAUACUUCAGACAUGUAUGGACCAGAAACCAAUGAAAUUCUUAUAGGAAAGGCUCUGAAAGGCAUCAGAGAGAAGGUCCAGAUUGCUACUAAGUUUGGAAUCACUUGGGCUAAUGGAGAAUUCGGCGUGAGCGGAGAUCCUGCAUACGUGAGGGCUGCCUGUGAAGCAAGCCUCAAGAGGCUUGAUGUAGACUACAUUGAUCUUUAUUAUCAGCACAGGGUGGAUACUAGUGUACCCAUAGAAACUACUAUGGGUGAACUGAAGAAGCUGGUAGAAGAGGGAAAGAUAAAAUAUGUGGGUCUGUCAGAAGCCUCUGCUUCAACAAUUCGUAGAGCCCAUGCAGUGCAUCCAAUCACUGCUGUAGAGCUUGAAUGGUCUCUCUGGACUAGGGAUUCCGAGGCCCAAAUUAUUCCUACCUGCAGGGAGUUGGGGAUUGGGAUUGUUACAUACAGCCCUUUAGGCAGGGGUUUCUUUGCCUCAGGAGCAAAACUUCUUGAAAGUGUGACUGAUUAUGACUACCGUAAGGGGAGUCCAAGGCUUCAAAGUGAGAAUCUUGAGCACAACCAAGCUCUAUUCCAAAAGCUAAGUGAGAUCAGUUCACGAAAAGGGUGCAGCCCAAGCCAGCUUGCUCUUGCAUGGGUUCAGCACCAGGGGAAUGAUGUUGUGCCCAUACCCGGAACCACCAAGAUUAAGAACCUGAACGAUAACAUAUUCUCGGUCUCUGUACAUCUGACUGCAGAUGAGAUGAAGGAAAUAGAGGCCAUUUUUCCUGUAGAUGCUGCAGCUGGAGGUCGAAGCAGGGAAGAGGAAUUGCAAAUGAGCUGGAUGAAUUCAGAAACGCCCCCUUACAAAUCUUGGAAAGAGGGAAAGAUAAAAUAUGUGGGUUUGUCCGAAGCCUCUGCUUCAACAAUCCGUAGAGCCCAUGCAGUGCAUCCAAUCACUGCUGUGCAGAUUGAAUGGUCUCUCUGGACUAGGGAUUCUGAGGCCCAAAUCAUUCCUACCUGCAGGGAGUUGGGGAUUGGGAUUGUUACAUACAGCCCUUUAGGCAGGGGAUUCUUUGCCUCAGGAGCAAAACUUCUUGAAAGUGUGACUGAUUAUGACUACCGUAAGGGGAGUCCAAGGCUUCAAAGUGAGAAUCUUGGGCACAACCAAGCUCUAUUCCAAAAGCUAAGUGAGAUCAGUUUACGAAAAGGAUGCAGCCCAAGCCAGCUUGCUCUUGCAUGGGUUCAGCACCAGGGGAAUGAUGUUGUGCCCAUACCCGGAACCACCAAGAUUAAGAACCUGGACGAUAAUAUAUUCUCGGUCUCUGUAAAUCUGACUGCAGAUGACAUGAAAGAAAUUGAGGCCAUCUUUCCUGUAGAUGCUGCAGCUGGAGGUCGAAGCAGGGAAGAGGAAUUGCAAAUGAGCUGGAUGAAUUCAGAAACGCCCCCUUACAAUAUUCUUCAUUGAAUGAAAGCACAUAAAUGUUUGUAUGUAACCUGCGUGAAAUAAAGGCUUUGCAGAUCAGAGCAUUUGCAAUUAAGCUAGAUGAAUUAAGGCCAAUGAAGAAUUAUCAUCAAAAAAUGUUCUGAAUAAAUGGUCUUUUAGUCUUGUUAUACCAUAUCUUAUUAAAGAUAUAGUUUUAUAGUAUUUUCACAAUCUAUUAAUAAAGAGCUUUGGUUUUUU